AUGGCGCUAUUGGGAUGUCCAUAUGUGUGGCAUGCAAGGGAGACCAACUCAGUAACAGCACGUUAUGCAUCUAUAAAUGCUCAUCUGGGAAUUGAGCAAUCUAGAAGAGAUGAUAUGGAGUCUUUAGGUUAUGUUAUGAUGUAUUUUAAUCGCGGCGUGUUACCUUGGCAAGGAAUGAAGGCUAAUAAUAAACAACAAAAAUAUGAAAAAAUAUCAGAAAAAAAAAUGUCAACUCCAAUAGAAGUCCUGUGUAAAGGAUUUCCUGCUGAAUUUUCAAUGUAUUUAAAUUAUUGUCGUAGCCUGCGCUUUGAAGAACAACCUGAUUAUAUGUACUUACGGCAGCUAUUUCGAAUUUUAUUUAGAACCUUAAACCAUCAGUAUGAUUAUAUUUAUGACUGGACAAUGUUGAAACAGAAAACUCAUCAAGGUCAACCCAAUCAAAUUUUAUUGGGACAGGCAGAGCCUCGAAAUGAUCGUGACAAAGAAAAAGAAAAACAAAGUGGAAAACAAAUGCUUACAGAUUAAUUAUUUUUUUAAUAUGAAGCAAGAAGAAAGGAAAUCACUGAAAACUAAUUCUAUGCAUAUAUCCUGAUAUAUCUAUAUAAUAUGUAUGUUUAUAAUUAU
Messenger RNA from Teleopsis dalmanni, 624 nucleotides. Its product is annotated as casein kinase I-like. Gene Ontology annotation, molecular function: protein serine/threonine kinase activity. Lineage: Eukaryota; Metazoa; Arthropoda; Insecta; Diptera; Diopsidae. The record is from RefSeq and is a predicted model, not a curated record. Gene Ontology annotation, cellular component: cytoplasm; nucleus. Bases 1 to 525 code for a protein of 174 amino acids. The transcript has 3 exons. Gene Ontology annotation, biological process: signal transduction; negative regulation of canonical Wnt signaling pathway; peptidyl-serine phosphorylation.